UCUCCUACCCCCCCCCCCCUAACCCCCGACCCGGGAAGCAAGGAGACCUUACCGUCAAAACCCCGGGAUGCCAUGGGUACUCCUCUGUGGCCGCUUCUAGAAACCGAGCCACUAGAGGGUCACAGCAGGGCGGAUCAACAGGCUCCGGGCUUACCGCCCCUGCUCUCUAUGGUGCCCCGAAGUGGGCGGGGUGCAGGCCACGCUUGCUUAGGUAGAAGAGCUGCGGAGAUGUGUGCGGGGAUGGAGUGCGUCAUCAGGCUGCGCCCGCCGGUGCCCUAGUUUGGACAGGGAAGUGGAGCGUCUCCAGUCGCUUUCUGAUGAGUUCAUUGGCGGGGAAAGCGGGACCUGAGUGGCAUCUGACCCUUGAAGGCAGCUAACUUGGUAGUCUCCCCGGAGUUCUCUUGCUGACAGAAGGUUCGAGGGAUUUGUUGGCCACGUGUGCACAUUCUGAGAACAAAUCAUGUUUCAGCACUGUUUUUCAGUAUGUACUUCGUUUCAUGCCUGCUUACUUUUCUGGAAGAAUUUGUUGACCCUUGAUUGAAAAUAAGGGUUAGCACAUGCCUGUGAUCUCAGCAACCGAGAGUAAGAAGCAGGAGGGUUAUUAUUCCAAUACAGCCUGGGCUAUUGAAUUUGGCUGUCAAUAAUGGGAAGAACCUACAUUGUAGAAGAGACUGUUGGCCAGUAUCUUUCAAACAUCAAUCUCGAGGGGAAAUCUUUUGUCUCUGGUCUUUUGAUAGGACAGUGUUCUUCACAAAAGGAUUAUGUGAUUCUUGCCACUAGAACACCACCCAAAGAGGAACAGAAUGAGAACCUCAAACAUCCCAAAGCUAAGUUGGAUACUUUGGAUGAAGAAUGGGCCACAGAACAUGCCAGACAGGUAUCCAGAAUGCUCCCUGGAGGACUUGUGGUUCUUGGAAUAUUUAUUAUUACAACUUUAGAACUAGCAGAUGAUUUUCAAAAUGCCCUGCGCAGACUAAUAUUUUCUGUGGAAAAAUCUAUGAAUAGAAAAAGACUAUGGAAUGUCACAGAGGAAGAGGUCUCAGAACGAGUGAUACUUCACAUUUGUUCUUCUACAAAAAAAUUAUCUUGUCGAACUUAUGAUGUCUGUGAUCCAAAGAGUUCUUCAAGACCUGCAGACUGGAAGUAUCAAAAUAGAGUGUCUACCUCAUGGCUGUCUCUAGAGUGUACCAUUCACGUUAAUAUUCACAUCCCACUGUCGGCUACUUCUGUCAGUUAUACUCUGGAAAAAAAUACAAAGAGUGGACUUACACGCUGGGCCAAGCAAAUAGACAAUGGUGUUUAUUUGAUUAACGGACAGGUUAAAGGUGAAGAUUGUGACCUAUUAGAAGGACAGAAAAAAUCUAGAGGAAAUACUCAAGCAACUGCUCACUCUUUUGAUGUCCGAGUGCUAACACAGUUGCUCCUGAAUUCAGACCACAGAUCCACGGCCACAGUCCAGAUCUGCAGUGGUUCUGUAAACCUGCGGGGUAAUGUGAAAUGCAGAGCUUACAUCCACAGCAACAGACCCAAGGUUAAAGAUGCUGUGCAGGCUGUGAAGAGAGAUAUUUUGAACACAGUUGCUGAUCGCUGUGAAAUACUGUUUGAGGACCUGCUUUUGAAUGAAAUUCCAGAAAAAAAAAAUUAUGAACUUCCUCAGCGAGUUUUUGUUCCCCUUCCUGGAUCUGCUAUAAUGUUAUGUGAUUAUAAACUUGCUGAUGAAUCGGCUGAAGAAAUCAGAGACCAUUUUUCAGAGAUGUUAGAUCGUGAGAUUCAAAUAGAAGACUUGGAAAUUGCAGAAGAAGUAAACACAGCUUGUGUGACUUCCUCUCUGAAGAGCGAAGUGUCACCAACCGACACAGGUGACGAGCAACCAGAGCAACCAAAUAAAACUACGAUCGGAAUGAAGAUCCAGCAAAACAUAGGUGCGAUCGCUGCACUCACACUUGCGGUCCUUGCGGCGGGCGUCUCCUUUCACUACUUCAGUGACUAGGGUGAGGCCCCAAAGCUUCCCGAUCACCCAGAAACCAUUGCGGCGGGCGUCUCCUUUCACUACUUCAGUGACUAGGGUGAGGCCCCAAAGCUUCCCGAUCACCCAGAAACCAUUGCUCAACAGCCACGGAAAAUAAAGAUGGAAAUGGCCCACCGGCAUUUAAGCUAGCAACGAGUUCUGCUCUGAUGAUGUCUAUUAGAUGUGUUUCUGACUUACAUGACAUCACCAGCUGCCUGGUUUAGCCCUGCUUUUAUUAUCUGGCCCAGGUUUCCAAAAGUAAACGAUGCAUCUGAAUGGAAUUGCAUGUAGCAAAUCACUAUUUAAUUUUCAGAAGAGUCAAAAUGUGAGCUAUUUUAGAGUUUAGAUCUAUUGAAUGCCCUCACACAUUGAUCAAAAUCUUGAAACUUUGAGCAGUCAGUAGCAACCGUAGUUGAUAGGAUGAACAACUAAGUUUAUCCUAGAGGACUUUUCUAAUCUGCAUCCAGUUGCAGUAUUUUGUAGACAUCGUUCAAGUUGGAGGCAUUGAAUACUAUUUUAACAUACAAAUGGACUGUGGUUUCCUGGAUGCAGUAUGCUAUUUGCCUCAAACCAAAAACAAAGAGAAAUGUCAAUCGGAGAUGAUCUUCUAGGUAGGGCAGUUAGUGUUCAGUAGCGCUCACCUUGUAGCCUUGUGUAGCUCCUGGCAGAAACAAACUAGACUCAGGCUUAACUUAGGCCCAAGACUCCCAUAGACUAUGAUCAGACAGUAGUUCUUCAUGAUUGUAAGUCAUGAGGUACAAGAUUUACUGAGACAGUAAGAGAAAUAAACUAUAGGGAAAAUACACACUGAAGCCAGUCCUCCCAAGUUCACAACAGCAAUGUAGAGAAUAAAGGACAGAACCAUUGAUGUGGAUAGGAGCCAGGUUUGCUCCUUAGAAUGUGGAGUACAUUCUUUAAAGGAGGAGGGCAGACUGCAGGCUGGUUAAUGGUAGUAGCUGCAGCCGAAGAGCCCAGUGAGGUGGGAAGGUAGAGCAGCAGCGGGAGAAUGUGAGAAGCGAGGGUGGCAGGGUCCUGGAGAACCAGGAGGGCAGAGGGGAAGAGAGGCAGUACUUGAGAUGGCAGGCUUCUCCACACACGGUAGCAAAACAUUUGUAAAUUCAAGAAACCCAGUAUAGCUUAAAUUCGUUUAAAACAAUAAAGUCCAUGAUUUGAUCCAAGUAGUGAACCACGGAUACAAAGCAAGGUUUUAAAAAAGCCAAAGGCAUAUACAGUUCCUCACCUAAGGCAAGUCAGUCACAUGCAGAGUAGACCCCCAGUAGCAACUAUGUACCCAAGACACCGGAAAACUGCCUUCAGAAUUGUGAGUGGAACUGUAAAAGUUGGUGCAAAGCAAAACUCAGAAACAACAGACCUUCAUUAAAGAAACUGAAAAAGGAUGGUUAAUGAGAAAAUUACUCCAAAAGCAAGAUCGGAAAUGAAGUAUUAAUGAACAAAGUGAUUAGUAUUGUAAAUUUCAAGUUGUUUGUAAUCAUAAUGAAAUGUUUAUAGAAAUUGUAAACAGAUGUAAAACUGAAUAAAUAUUGUUAUGCAACAUUAA
This is a messenger RNA of Onychomys torridus (southern grasshopper mouse), 3566 nucleotides long. It is a transcript of the gene Odr4, whose product is annotated as odr-4 GPCR localization factor homolog. Gene Ontology annotation, cellular component: endomembrane system. Gene Ontology annotation, biological process: intracellular protein localization. The coding region runs from base 644 to 1990 and encodes 448 amino acids. Lineage: Eukaryota; Metazoa; Chordata; Mammalia; Rodentia; Cricetidae. The transcript has 15 exons. The record is from RefSeq and is a predicted model, not a curated record.